Neolamprologus brichardi is the source of this 3480-nucleotide messenger RNA. The record is from RefSeq and is a predicted model, not a curated record. NCBI's taxonomy places the organism in Eukaryota, Metazoa, Chordata, Actinopteri, Cichliformes, Cichlidae.
UCAAACUAAACAUGCACCUGGAGAUCUGCUGCGCAUGUGUUCAGGGAUUUUCUAACUUAUUUUUAUCAGCAGGAGAGAGCGUGAGCUUUUAUUUGCCUUUAUUUACACGCGUUAGAGUCGCCUGUUUUCCCGUGAGGGGGAUGGUAGAUGAUUUAACAACUAUAGGCAUAAAAAAUCACACAAAUACAACUUCACUCACUAUAAACAAGUGAAUGCUGUGCUCGGAUCAAAUACUGAUUUCAGUGAUACUGCAAAUGCACUUUUACGACUGCCUAUAAUAACAAGCCCCGACUGUUAAAGCUCAUCUGUAGACAAUAUUGGGAUACAAGUAUUUAAAAGCUUUUUUCCUAAUUCUCUUCCAACUCUGCGUCAGAGAUGGGAAUAAAGAGAGGGACACUCAGCAGCUGCAGCACACAGAUACAGAGCCAUGACGUAAGAUUUUCCACAGCCAGUAAUAAAAUGUGUCUCCGUUCUGCAGGUACGGACCAUAAAGGGCAGAUAUCAGCUGUUUAUUCACCUGAAAUGAGGCGAAUUCUUAAAAGAAAGAAAAGUAAAUGAAGUUUCAGCUUCAGACGAGUUGGACGUUGAAGUAGCUUUCACAUCUGGCCACAAGAUGGAGUUAGAUCUCCUUAAAAGCCAAGUCUGGAGCCAUGUGGACGCCCUGAAGUAACAUCAAACCCCGAAUCGGUUCUUUGUUUCGCUCAUAAAUGUCGUUGGCUGCGCGCGCUUAGGUUCAGAGAAGGAAUGUUUGUAGAUUAAAACAUCGUCGGACUCGUUCUGAGUCUCGCCGUCGGUGCUGCUCUGCUGGAUUCACACGCUCUGCUCUUUGUUGCUCCACCUUGCUGAAAAUGCGUUCCUGUUCCUUUAAGGAAUUCACGGCGGUGACGUUGCUUAUAUUCCAUAUUCAGAGAAAGUCCAGCGGCGGAGUGUGGAAUCUCCUCCUGUGAGUGCAGUUCUCCUCUGUGGCGCUGAGCAAGAAGCAGAACGUUUUCCUUCAUCAUGAGCACAGAAAAGCAUCCUGAAUUCACAUCCUCAGAGGCAGACGGGAUGGAUGUUGCAGAUGUGAAGUCGCAGGAGGAGGAAGAAGAGAAGGAGGACAACUCAUUUAGUGAAAAUGGAAUUCAGUCCGCUGGAGGUGUCGCAGAUCCACGUGUGAUAAAGACCGAGGCUGAGGAGAUGGAAGAUAACGAGCAGCUUCUCAAGGCUGAAAAAGACCAAGAGAUUGUGCCUAAAGAGGAAGCAGAGGGAGGCAGUGAGGACGGGAUGGAGGAAGGUUUUGAUGAGGAGAGGACAGAGGAAGAGAAUGAUGAGGAGAGGGACGUGGAAGGGGACGAAGAGGGAGACGGCCUGAGUGAGCCGCAGGACCUGUCGCUGGUGGACUACUCGCGUUACGACAGCGCGGCCCUCCCCGACGCCGGCGCAGCGGCGUCUGCCGCCGACGCGGAAGGAGCUUACGCACCCGGAGCCGGGCCGCCUCGCAUCCAGCCGACAGGCAAGCUCAGCUGCGACAUCUGCGGCUUGUCCUGCAUCAGCAUUAACGUGCUGCUGGUGCACAAGCGCAGCCACACGGUAGAGAAGCCCUUCAAGUGCAACCAUUGCAGUCGCAGCUACAAGCAGCGCAGCUCGCUGGAGGAGCACCGAGAGAGGUGCCAUGUGUACAUUCAGAGCAAAGGUCCCGCCGAGAGAGAGGACAGCCACACAUCCAGGACUCAGAUGGGUACUGAGCGUGCGCUGCUGCUCGACAGGCUCGCCAGCAACGUAGCCAAGCGGAAGAGUUCAAUGCCACAGAAGUUCACAGGCGACAACGGCGUGUGCCUGGACCUGAGCUUUAACAGGGAUCUGAUCCACCGAACUGAUGUCAAGGAUCCUCCGUCGGGCUCCCCGGGGCCAGACGCCCAUCACCAGCAACAACCGAUCCACCAAGAUGGGGACCAACCGCCUUCCCACAGGCCCUACCCCAUCCCGUUAGCCCGUGGCGACAUCACAUCCAUGGGCCUCACCAAUGGCCACAAGAUGGCCAUGCCGCUCCUGGGGAUCCCUCACGCCUCCCAGCCUCCCCUUGGCAUGGACUCUUACCACAACGACAACCAGAUAUCCCAGCCUGUCAUGUACAGCUUAGGCCACCUGCUCGGGGGGCUGAAUUCCCAGAACGGCAUGCCUCACCCACACACCCAGCCCAUCCCCCUGUCGCCUCUCGAGGCUUUGCGAGUGAUGCGAGCUGACGGGGAGCCCGUGCCCGGGGCCGUGUACCCCUGCGGCCACUGCAGGGUGAUCUUCCUGGACUACGUCAUGUUCACCAUCCACAUGGGGUGCCACGGCUUCCGCGAUCCGCUCGAGUGCAACGUGUGCGGCCACCGCAGUCGGGACCGUUACGAGUUUUCUUCCCACAUAGCCCGCGGCGAGCACCGCCUAGAGUUGAAGUAGACUGCAGGCACGACGGCAGCACUGCAUGAGAAAAACAGCAGAUUAACUCAUAUAAGUAGUGUCAGAAAUGAAUGCAUGAAGUAGCUAUCACUCUCUGCCCGUGUGUGUGUGUGUGUGGGUGUGUGUGUGUUAGAGAGGGAGACGUUAUACGAGUGUAACGGGUUUCAGGGUGUUUUUAGUCAUACUGUAGUCAUCUGAAAAGAUGGCCUGUAAAAUGUUCACGCAGGAGCACUUCUACCUCCUUUUUCAUGCAUAUAUUUGUACGUAAUGGUCCCUGCUGUAGCCGCUGUGUAUAUCCUAAUCCUCAGUUCCACAUGUUAAUUCAAAUGUUGCAAAAAUAUGAGCACUUAUUACAUUUAUCGUGUAAAUGCUUUUGUUUUUUACCAGUGUAAAGAUGUAAGUAAUAAAAGAACAGCUCUUCCUUCGUCACACACAAGCCGCACCACCGAAAGACUUUUAGCUUCUCUUGGCAAUUCAAGACUGCAGAAAAAAAAAAAAUCCUAUUAUCUCGAAGGUCACAUGUCUGUUUUUUUCUCAGCUGUGGUUUUCUGAGUGUAGUUCACGGCUUCAAAGGACACAUCACUCUGCUUCUCACUCCAGAUAUUGUACUCAUUUAGCGCUCCCCACAAGUUGCUUCACAGUUUUUCACAAGACUUGUAGUCACACAAAACACACAGUGUUCAAUUACAUUUCUCACUUCUGUUUGAUUUACACAGCACCGGUUCCCUUCACACUGUGCAGAAAAGGCCGUACAGUGAGACAGAGGUCCCGUCGUUACAUUUAACCCUUGAAAGUACAAAACUGCACUACAUCUGUGGAGGACAGAGGUAAAGGAGAGAGAAAAAGGUGGAUAAAAAUUCAGUAUAAAGUCAAGCUGAAGGCCUCAAAAUGCAUGUGGCAGCAGAUGAAAUCUUCUAGGUUCCAUUAAGGAGGGAAAAAGAGACUGAUCGCUUUGUUCCAUGCAGUACGUGUUGACAGAUUCUGAAAAUGAUGAAAUGUACGGCUGGCUGAAGCUGCCAAAGUUAAAAUAAAUACACAUGUAAGUAAACGGCUCAA